Molecule: messenger RNA, 1446 nt
Organism: Nezara viridula (southern green stink bug)
Lineage: Eukaryota; Metazoa; Arthropoda; Insecta; Hemiptera; Pentatomidae
Source: the annotation of a GenBank genome assembly
CUUUUCUGAACGUUAUCUUUAUUAAAGCACUUUCGAUAAUUUAAAAAAACCAAUACCAGAAGAGAAUUUCUACAGAUAAGAUACCUAGCUACUACAAAUUAAUAUAAAUUUUACUUAAGCUGGUAGCAUUGGCAGAGGAACAGCACUGAAAUGAAUUGGAUUCUUCAUAUUGGAUUACUACUUUGUGGAGUUUACGCUGCCAGCCCGUUCUGUUUGAACGGAGCAAGAGAUCUCGUCGAUGGAACAAGAUGUCGCAAAUACGCAGAAUGUGAAAACGGAAGGUGGUACCUGAAGCAAUGCCAAGUCGGUCAACAGUUUAACCCUCGCACACGAACCUGCGAAACUGUUAAUUUAUUAGGAUGUAAAUAUGGCAAAUCGAGGUGCGAAGAAGGCAAGACGUUCUCGCACUCUGGUAGCAACAGUCUGUACUAUCAGUGCCGGAACGGUAGGAUCUAUACCAAGUACUGCGGGGCUGCCGAGGUCUUCGAUCAUGAAAAGGGAGAGUGUCAGGUCAUCGAGGGCUUGAGGAACAGCCACGAAGGUUCCAGGAGGAGCAGAAGGAGUGUAGGCGACGUAUGCGAGGAGAACCUGAAGCGAAGGGACGGGAAAUCCUGCAGGGAUUACCUGGAGUGCGUCGACGGGCAAGUGGUCAAGAAGACCUGCUCGGACUGCAUGAACUUCGACGAAGUACACCAAUCCUGCCGCUUCAACAUGGUCCUUCCUUGUGGGCCCAACUCCCUCAUGCCUACUCUGCCGCCCAGACCUCCGACCACGCCCGAACCUCCGACCACGCCCAAACCUCAGCCAACUCCAGAACCUCAGCCAACUCCAGAACCUCAGCCAACUCCAGAGCCUCAACCAACUCCAGAACCUAAACCAACUCCAGAACCUCAGCCAACUCCAGAACCUAAACCAACUCCAGAACCUCAGCCAACUCCAGAACCUCAGCCAACUCCUGAACCUCAGCCAACUCCAGAACCUCAGCCAACUCCAGAACCUCAGCCAACUCCAGAACCUAAACCAACUCCAGAGCCUCAGCCAACUCCAGAACCUAAACCAACUCCAGCUCCUACUAAAUAAAACAAUUUAAAUUAAUAAAACUUAGUGGAGCGGCAAUUAAAGUUUUGAGCAAUUAUUUUAGAAGAUAUUAAAUCAAUUUGUGAUAUUACAUUUUAACAUAAAUCAUAAUAACAUAAAAAACGAAAGUAUGGUCGAUUCAAUAAUACAAGAUUUGUAGACUAUGGAGACUACUUUUUUUCAAAGAACCAUAAAUUAUCUCAAUUAAUAAUUACAAUAAUCAAAUAUACUUAUAAUUAAAAUAAAUAUAUUUAUUUUAAAAUACAUUAUAUUUUAUAUGGGUGUUUUCUUUUUACAACAAAGUUUUUUUACAAAGAAACUUGACCGUUUAAUCAAAUUUAUUCAACUAAUUAUACUUGUGCAAUGUCG